AUGAAAAACUUGAUUCGAAAACUAUCAUUCCGUAAUAAAUCGCCUGGCGUUCUCAAAAAGAGCUCAUCCGCUUUGAUGAAACUAAUGAAAAGUUCGGAAAAACUCGACGAUAUUCAACAACAACAAAAUAUUAUGAAUAGUUUGCCAUUGGAUAUGUUGAAAAUCAUCGUGGAUCGAAUGAAUUUUUUCGAACAAAUGAAAAUGACAAGAAUUUGUAAGGAAAUGAACUCGUAUUUGAUGGAAAAAUGGAGAAUGGUCAGUUUUUUGUCAAUGAAAAUAUAUGGGUUUGGUUUUAUCAAAAGAUCAAACCGGUUAAGUUAUGACGUGAAACUGUCCAUGACAGAAAAAUAAAGAUCCCUUUUUGCAAGGCCGUAACAUCCGUUUUUUAUUCGGGGAAAAUAAAUUGUACAAAAACUAGAAAAUGAGAAGUUUUAGAUAUUCACGUGAAAUUUGACGUAAAACUAAUUUUUAGGUUAAUAUCCUUUUUAUUUCAUUUUCAAAUUUUAGAAAAAUUUUGAUAUUUCGGAGUAUCUCUGUAGGGUGACUUAAGAUUUUUAUACCAAUUUUUGUGUGAUAAAAAAUUCUCUAAAGUUAGAGUUUUGCAAAAAAAAAUCUUGUAGGUUUAGAUUUAAAUGUUCUAAAUGUUUUUUUCUAAAAUUACGGUAGGCUAACAUUUUCAAAGUUUGUUUUCACUUUCAAAAAUCAUCCUACAGUAACCCAACCAUGUCAAAGGGUGAUAACAAAAUAUUCGACGAAUGUGUGACUUUUUCUACAAUACAAAUCAUAAUAAACACAACACACAAUUGAUAAUAACCACUAGAUACAUCCUUUCGAAUAAAAAACGGAAGAAUGUGUGUGAUCAAUCAAAUGGUUCAUAUUACAGAUCAAAAAACUCGAUAUUCGUAAAAAAGAUAUAAAUGAGGCGACAUCUUCAUCCAAUUGGCACAGACAUUCAAAAUCCUAUGUUGCAAUUCAAAUAAUCGACGAUACCGCUUUUAUGGUAAUCGAUGAACAAUGGACAAGUGGAGAUUUGUAUGUGCUUCUUUCAAUGAUGCAUUUGUUUCAUGAUUGGGUUGAAGUUGUUGAAAUGGAUGCACCAAUUGCAGAAUUGGUGAGUUAGAAAUAAACAUUCGGUGAAGAAAUCGAACCAGGAUCAGUUUUUGAGCACUCGAAAAUGAAUUAGAUUUUCUAGUCACAGCUAGUUGAGAACUAGGCGCUGAUCCUUGACAAUUAAACUAUCUAUGCUCGGCUACAUAGCAUAGAUCUAUUCUAUAGAAGAACAAACAGAUUCAUUCCGAAAUGAAAAAUAUUCGUUUCAGACAGUUGUUUCAUUAUCUGACAUCACUCUCGAAAAAUGGUACACCUUCCAAUGUUUAAUGAAAGCAUUCAACAAUUUCGACACCGAUUUCCAUCUCGAAAGCGAUUUCAUUUCGGAUCGUCAAAUCUAUUGGCCAUGUGUUCGAGAAUUAACAAUUCGAACAAAAGCUGCACAAGCAAAUCAUUUGGCGCGAGUUUUGGAUUACGGUGUAAAAAGUGCAUAUGUUGUUGACAGAAAAUUGUUGGAUAAAUUACGAAUUGUAUUCGAUGAUAUGGAAGGAAUGACAAACAAAAUUGUCAACAAACAUAUUUAUCACUUCAGAUGUUGGGCUGGAAGUGUUGGAUGGGAUCAUCGAUAUGAAACCCAAUUUCUUGGAAAAGUCUAA
Caenorhabditis angaria is the source of this 1703-nucleotide messenger RNA. NCBI's taxonomy places the organism in Eukaryota, Metazoa, Nematoda, Chromadorea, Rhabditida, Rhabditidae. The record is from the annotation of a GenBank genome assembly.